AUGGAUACGCUUUUCAUGAAGGCAGUGAGCAUUAAGAUGCCUGACUCCCUCGCAAAUUUCAUACAAACCGAUCCGUGGGCCGGUAGACACGCUCGUGCUACUUCUGUCAAACAAUCACCACCCACUAUCAAGCAAGUUCCAGCGCCAGCGCCCGUAGUAGCGAAGAUGGAGCAACACAAUGAGACACAACUAAACAGAAACCUCUCUGAGGAGACCAAAGACACGAAUAGCUCGGGAGGAACGAAUCGAAGCAGCGGCGAGAGCGCCGGUGGUACUCGCAGCAAGGGCAAGCCAAAGGGAGAGUUAUCAUCCACGGUAGAUACUCUCCUGAAUAAGGCACUGGGUUUCGGAGCUGCGAGUGAGGCUGAGAAGAAGAAGAGCGGUGCUGCUUGA
Colletotrichum abscissum is the source of this 393-nucleotide messenger RNA. RefSeq lists its product as uncharacterized. The record is from RefSeq and is a predicted model, not a curated record. The transcript has 2 exons. Lineage: Eukaryota; Fungi; Ascomycota; Sordariomycetes; Glomerellales; Glomerellaceae. Bases 1 to 393 code for a protein of 130 amino acids.